UGGCCGCGGCGGCGUCCCCGUCGGCCGCCGCAGCCCCGCGGGUGCCCGCCACCGCCAUGGUGUCCCCGGUCACGGUGGUGAAGAGCGAGGGACCCAAACUGGUGCCCUUCUUCAAGGCCACCUGUGUGUACUUUGUGCUCUGGCUGCCCUCAUCCAGCCCAUCGUGGGUCAGUGCGCUCAUCAAGUGCCUGCCCAUCUUCUGCCUCUGGCUGUUCCUCCUGGCCCAUGGCUUCAGGUUCCUGCUGGCCCACCCCAGCGCCACCCGCAUCUUUGUGGGGCUCGUCUUCUCUGCUGUGGGUGAUGCUUUUCUUAUCUGGCAGGACCAGGGCUACUUUGUGCACGGUCUGUUGAUGUUUGCUGUGACCCACAUGCUCUAUGCCUCGGCCUUUGGCAUGCGGCCACUGGCUCUCCGGACAGGUCUGGUGAUGGGCGUGCUGUCAGGCCUGUGCUAUGCCCUCCUCUACCCUGGCCUCUCAGGUGCCUUCACCUACCUGGUGGGGGCCUAUGUGGCCCUUAUCAGCUUCAUGGGCUGGCGCGCUAUUGCAGGGCUGCGGCUGGUUGGGGCAGCCUGGCGCUGGACUGAGCUGGCGGCUGGCACUGGAGCUCUACUCUUCAUCAUCUCAGACAUGACCAUCGCCCUCAACAAGUUCUGCUUUCCUGUGCCCUACUCCCGAGCUCUCAUCAUGUCCACCUACUAUGCCGCGCAGAUGCUCAUCGCCCUGUCAGCUGUGGAGAGCCGCGAGCCAGUGGAAGACUAUAGGCUGAGCAAGACCAACUGAGAGCUGGGGUCUGCUCACUCUUCUCCUGGGGUUUGGUCCAGACUUCAGGAACCUAUAGGAGGUAGACCAGGAAGGCUGCAGUGCCAACCUGGGACAGCAGGUACCUCCUGGGAAGUGGCAGGUUGGAAGAAGGAGUUCCUGGCAAAGCUGGCAGUCCAAGGGUGUAAUGAGAGCCCCAAGGGACAGCUUCAUGCCCCUUGCUAGAGUGAGAAGUGUACAUCUCCCCACCUCCACCCCAUCAGGAUUGUCAAAGCCCACUGGAAGGCGAUGGUGCUGAGCUUCCUGGCCCCUCUCUCUGCUAGGUGGAAGUGUCCGUCUCUUAUGCUUAGAAGUGCUGGCAAUGCUGGGCUCUUCCACUCCCGCCCUUUCUCUUCUGCGAUGACCAGGGCUGGAGGCCCUUUCACAGAUUUCCUGGCUAGGAUGACGGGGUGAGGGUGGGAUCUCCUUUUUUCUUGUCUAUCCUUAUUGCUUGGACAGUACGAGUCUUUUAAGUGGUGAGUGGGAAGGUAAAGAAUUGUCUAAGCAGUAGGUAGAGCUUCCCUGGUCGAAAAGCUUGGUGGAACCAAGGAUUCAAGCUGGCCCUAUCUCUCUCAUAGGCUUUCCCAGAGCCCAGGCCUCAUAACCACCACCCUCAGACUCUGCCAGGGUGAUCCAUGCCAAAGGAAGGGGCCGGUGUGUGUGUGUGUGUGUGUGUGUGUGUGUGUGUGUGUGUGUGUGUGUGUGUAGUAUGUUUCCUAGCCUACCUGUCUUUUCUCUGCUAUGUCUUUGUCCUGCUGUCUGUAAAAGACUCAUAGGGAGACACCUCAGCUAGGAGGUGACCAACAUUGAUUUCCUCCCUGUUCCUCCUGCACUGUGAGCAAGAGGAAGGGGCUCCAGUGACACUCUGGGUCUUAAGACCUGAAGCACAGUCAAUGCAAGGGGAGCGAGGAUGAGGUACUUCCCUCCUCUACUGCCCAUGUGAAAAUAAAAUAAAAUACAAGCCAAGGGCCACUGGCUUCCCAA
Molecule: messenger RNA, 1781 nt
Organism: Jaculus jaculus (lesser Egyptian jerboa)
Lineage: Eukaryota; Metazoa; Chordata; Mammalia; Rodentia; Dipodidae
Gene: Tmem86a
Product: transmembrane protein 86A
Exons: 3
Coding region: 57-779 (240 amino acids)
Cellular component (GO): membrane
Source: RefSeq, a predicted model, not a curated record